Vollenhovia emeryi is the source of this 4817-nucleotide messenger RNA. RefSeq lists its product as uncharacterized. The coding region runs from base 790 to 2607 and encodes 605 amino acids. Lineage: Eukaryota; Metazoa; Arthropoda; Insecta; Hymenoptera; Formicidae. The transcript has 13 exons. The record is from RefSeq and is a predicted model, not a curated record.
GACGCCGUCGGCUCUGAUUCAAACGUAAUUGACGCGUCGACCGCACGCGCGCUCGACGGCGCGCGGUGGGGGUAAGAAUGGAGAAACGGCGCCGGCCCUGCCGGCGGAAGAACGGCCUGGGGUGGGGAGAGACGGGCCGCGCACCUAUGUCGACGCGGAACUCGGAAGAGCGGCGCUCCCGAUGGCAUUCGUCUGCGAGCUGCUGCGCCGCGCGGUCGCCCUCGUCACGUCCCGCACGCUCUAGAGCGACAGACACGCGGCACGUGCGCGCCUCAAUCAACCCCCGGUUCUGAUCGCGCGAGCCCCCGGGUCUCUUGUACGGUCCUCCCUUACGCUCGCGCGCCGGUAGGUACCGAAGUGAGGACCGGGCGAGUCUUUUCUCUCGCCCCCGCCUCGUUGAAUCUCCUUCCUCCGCGAGGAAAGCAAUUCGUACCGCGGUCGUCGUCGUGCUCCGUUAUCGAGGGAAACCGGCGUGACGCCGAGAGGCGCGGAACGGUACCCGCUCGCCUCCGCGCGGCGAAAUUAGCGCGGAAAGUGCCUGCACGCUCCGUUUCGUCUCGCGAAGACGGAAGGAGAACGGGAAGCGGAACGCACACUCGCCGACCUCGUCGACGGCUUCCUUCCCGCGGCGGUUCCCUCGUGUACAUCGCUGUGAUAGUAUCCCCGCGUUCGCCGGCUCGUCGUCGGUGGGCCUCUUCUCCGGAGUGACGUCCGGGGACUCUCGCCAGGACAGUGAAGGUUAAUAAGUGUGCUGUGACAGCUGCGGGGAGAAAACGACCUACGCGAAGAAUGGAGCCGGCCAGAUUUCUGCUGCUGAUCCUCCUUCUGGGAGCCGCCAGCUGUACAGCUACGCCGAACGGCACAAUGUUCACGAUCGAGAUCUUUCAACGUUACAACCUUGAGUCCUUUGUGGGCUGUUACUUUCCUGCGGACUUCCAGGGCGAAUUCGUGACGCAGGUGAACGGAAGGGGCAUGGCGAUCGAGGAGCCCAUUCAGUAUUCCACCAUUAACAUCAGCACCAGCGCGAUAUCGGUGUGGGGCUACUGUUUCAAGAGGGUCGGCGAUAAUGUGCUGCUAAUAGACAGAUACAACGACAGCCCUUGCAUACGGUGUUUCCAGCUGGUGCGGAGAGGGCGGAAUAUCAUUGAGGUGUUCUCGGAAGCUCUCAACAGGUGUUACAUAAACGAGACGGAUGCCUCGCGCUCUUGUGGCGCACUGAACACCACGUCAAUCCUGUACCGAACGAAAGAAUUCGAAGGUUCGCCGCCCCGGAAUGAAUUCUGCCCCAUUGCCGGUCUUUAUCACUUCAGGUAUAGCAUGAGGAAUAAUUCCGCGAUCUCGUAUGAGUGCAGCACGUUUUCCUCCGAGUUCCAUAAUUGCCCGGAUGGAUCGGUCUUGCAACUAAACUUCAAACGAUGUAACUUCGAGACGCAUGAUUACGUAUACAAUUGUUUGGGCAGUUGGCCUGGGCCGAAUAAUUCUAGAUAUUUUGUGCUUUCCGACAGCAACAAUACAAACGGUAGCAGACCUCAAUACAGAUGCGGGCUAUACCACGUUGAUAACAAGAGAGGGAAAACUUACAUGGCACUCAGCAGCGACUCGAGCUGCACGCAGAAUUUAGAUAAUUCGACUAGUGGAUACGAGACCUUGACUUUGAGCAAGAGCCUAAAUCAGAAAAAGGUGCCGGAUUUCGUCAAGACUCAUGUUGCCACAUUCCCGAAGUGGGCGCAGGGGUUGUGGGAGAACUCGCUGAUAGUUAAUGGAACUAUGACUUUCACCGAUGUCAACGGCUACAAUAGUUACACCUUCAUCACGGUGGAGUCAAACGAGAAGCGUGACCGUUAUAUCGUGUACUCUACAGACCAAUGCGAGCAGGCUGCUUAUGCGUGCUUAAUGAUGAAGCAGCGCGGCGAAAACGUGCUGGAGUUUGCGUUAGGAACGAACCUGUAUCCAGUAUAUCAGAGUACUUUGUGCGAUGAUUCCAAUUUCGGAAACUUGGUAUGGAUGACUCAAACACGUGCCGAUCGUUUGGUGGAGUCGUCCUGUCCAAUUACGGGCCGAUACACAGGAAUGAUACCAGAUGCACCGGGAAUGUGUACCGAAUUGAGCAGCAACUGUAACAAUCGUGAAAUAAUGUACUUUAAAGUGAGCGACUGCGCAUCUGGCACGCUGUUCGAAAAACGGACAUAUCACUGCCUGGGACAAUGGGAGGAGAAAGGCUUAAUAUAUGCCUAUACUAUGAAAAACGUCACUGCACAGAGUGAGUGCUUUGUAGGCAAGAUCGUCAACGAAGAGGAGCUAUACAUCGCGGAGGCUGGCAACCAUUGCUUACGAAAUAUAGAUCCCAAAGUGCAGGGGAUGCGUCUUUACAGAAAGGGGCAUUGCUACGGGAACUCGCCGAGUCCUGCUCCGAUAAUACCGAUUCCUCAUAAUCCAAUAAUGAGGAUUACGACUCCACGAUCGAGGACAUCGGAUAAUACUCGAGUACCAGAAAAUACAGUUUCUUCGUCAACUCUCCUCAGAUCGACAACGUCCACGAGUUUCAUGCUUCUCAUCUCUGUGAUCAUCGCGCUUCUCGAGGCAGCUUUUCCAUACGCGCCCGAAUAAUGACACCAUUUUUACAAGUUUAAUAGUGAUCUAGCUAACAAAUGACACCUUAUGUAUACACAUUGCUGCAGUUUCAUUAUUCGUAUCUAACGGAUAAUCGAGACGUAUGCCAGUUACUUGCGAAGAGCGACGUGAAACGAUAUUGUAGAAAAUGGUAGCAGAGAUGUAUAUCGUAUUUUUUCAUCUCACGCAUCGCGCGUUUUGCGAGUUUGUUUCUUUUGUAGAAAGAAUAUAAAUUCAAAAAAUUGCGACCUGCACCAUCAUACAAGCAUUAACGAACGCACAGGAAUUUUUCCAAAAAGAGAAAAUUUUAUGACUGCAAGCAAAUAUUUUUUAUCGAUAUUUAAGACGUGACGAUACAUAUUUAGAGCUGUAAUUAUACCGUGAACUCUUCGCCGAUGAUGAAGUUGUGAUUGAUUCCUAUUGUAAAUUAUUAAUUUAAAUAAUUUCGAUAGAACGAUACACACAAAUUAGGUCUCAAUAAUUUGGGCACUGUCUUGUAAAACAUAGACAUUUUCUCGUGAUUGUUCAUGAAAAUCCAAAGAACCGCUGCUUACGUGUAAAUAAAUAUUUUUUCUUCUUUUUACGAAACGAACAUCACAGAUCGAAUAUAGAAAAAUCAAACUAAAGAUAAAGCUAAACCUAAACGUAAAAAAUAAAAGUAAUCUCUUAGUAAUCUUGUGAUAGUAAAUUCAGUUUACUUUGAACAUCUGUUCUUGCAAAGGUGAAAUUUUGCAGGAAUUGACAUCAAACUUGUUUUUCUUAAAUCAAGCACGAUUUGUCAGACAUCUCUUACUAUUUAGAGUAGUCAGAAUGGUGAUAUUUUUUUUCUAUGAUAAUACAAGUAAAAUAUCUCUUAAUGUCCGUAGAGCAGAAAAUGCGCCAUAAUGAAAAACAAAAUAGCUUGACAUAGAAAGAUAUAUGAAUUAUACAGUUAUAUAAGACUGACUCAAAGCUACUAUUUUAAUAUGUAUGGUUCAAUUUCUAGUUUUCUUUCUCCUCCAUUAGAGAUAAAUGAUUCUAACAGAUGUACAUUCUUACUCAAUACGAAGGAAAGUGUGUUCUCGCGAACAACACAUAUCAAUAUUAUAGAAAAACAGAAAUAUUAUAGAAAACAAUUAAAAACUCGUCUAUAAAAAUGCCAAGAAAAUUGAGUAACGUGAGUGAAAGUGUUGCUUCUUACUUACAGAGUUACGAUAUAUUUUAGCAUAUUUAUAUACAAACGAAGAGGAAAUUCACGAAGAGUGAAAGUAGACAUUAAUAUUCAGAAAAGGUUUGAUACAAAAACGUAAUAAUAGAGGCAGGGAAUUAGCUUGUACAAAAGAACAGUUUCAUAAAAAAAUACUUUUUAAUUACAGCACCGUUUAAACACAUAUCAAAUUUGAUAUCGCACAAAAAUAUAAUAUCUGGACACAAUCGUGUGAAAAGUGAUAUAAAAUUUGUCUCGUUAUACAUGGUUCUUACUCUCGCAUUUAGGCUAAUACGAAAAGUAAAAAUAGGUGUAUAUACAUGUGUAAACUCGUCGAUUAUUUAUUAGUGUACAAUAUUAAUAGCGAGGCAAAUUUUAACGAAAUAUACAUAUAUUAUACUUAACUAUAAUUUGUACAGAAGAUUACAAUGUUUAGUAAUCUUGAUAUUUCAUCUUUUCCUAUCAAUGGAAAUUUGGUUUAAUAUGUAUUUUUCGGUAUUUAAUGUAACACUAAUUGCGAUCAAGGUUACUCCGUAAUUUCGAGCGAAGAUGUAUAGUUGUAUAAUAGAAACAAAUAAGCAAUACUAAGAAAUGUAUAAGGAAUGCGUUACAAAAUUCGAAUGUCUCGGAUACGAUUUGACAAACUGCAGGAAAUUUUUCAGGAGCGAACGCAAAUUGCAGCAAUUGCAACACCAAUUCGAAAUAUCAUCAGUAGCCAGAAGUAAAAAUAUUAAUAAGAAAGUACGUACGUAUAACAAAGGACUGGACCGCUGUUAUUUAUACCUGCGUUUACAGAUGAAAGUACUUAAAUUUAACAAGAUUAUAUCCCUAACGAGCCACGCAGAAACAUGUACAUAUAUAAAUAUAAGUGACAAUAAGUGACAUUUUUAUGGAAUACCGCGAAUCAAGUGAGAUCGUCUUCACAGAGGAUGCGCGAGCACUGUAUUUUAUUACACUAACGGCAGGAAUUUUGUACUCUUACAAGAUUCGAUGUGAGAAAAUAAACAUUUAUCACCUUUAA